UGUGAUCAGAAAUAAAAUGGACAAUAUUACAUAAUACUUGUGUCUUAUCAAGUACUCUAUAGCUUAUACUACAUGACCUAGUGAUAAGAAAAGUGUCGAGAUAACUUCACUAACCAGACGACCGUAUCCUGACCACAGCGACACCAUGAAUACUCUUGCAGUUCCAAUUAUUUGUAUUUUGAUUGCUAGUACCAAUGCAUUAUUAUUUGAUGUAAGUGGCGGACUCAACAAUUUAGAUGCAUUUCUUGUGAAAAACUGUAGGCCAGUAGCCGCUCCGGCUCACGGAACCGUGAAAUGUGCAUAUAGCACUACAGAUUUGAUUUGUACGGCAACAUGCGAUACUGGCUUCAGUUUCCAAGGUUUACCAGCAAACAGCCAACUUUCCUUAAGAUGCACCACAACAAGUAUAUGGGCUGAUGGUGAUAGAUUCCAAGACUGCGUGGCUGGUGACGGACAAACUGGAACUGGGACCAUUGUGGGCCCAAGACCACCAGUUUUCACAGGAAAAUGUAUUGACCAACUAUCAGCUUGUCCAGGGGAAGGCGACUUUACGGCCUGUACUGCCUGUAAUCAAUUUGUGACAUGCGCACCAGAUGGUAUUUUUAUCACCACAUGCCCACCACCUACAGUUUGGGACGAUAAUGAGAAGAAAUGUUCUAUGGUAUCAAAGACCUGCUCAUAAACAAUGAACAAUAAUCAAGAACUAGUUUCAUCAUAGAAAAAGAGUUUUAAUCAAAGUAUAUUGCCCAUUUAGUGUUACUUUGUAGUCCCGUGUCACGCAGAUACAAGUCAAAUUUAAAUGGAUCAUAAAGUCAUAAAAUAAUUUUCU
This is a messenger RNA of Mytilus trossulus (common blue mussel), 829 nucleotides long. RefSeq lists its product as uncharacterized. Bases 146 to 682 code for a protein of 178 amino acids. The transcript has 6 exons. The record is from RefSeq and is a predicted model, not a curated record. Lineage: Eukaryota; Metazoa; Mollusca; Bivalvia; Mytilida; Mytilidae. Gene Ontology annotation, molecular function: chitin binding.